CCCUUACAAAAAGAGAUUCAAAGAAAUAGAUGAAAGUGAAUGCUUUAGCAGCCACAGUCUUGUCCGGCUCACUAUGGAACUGUGCUCUCCAAGAGAAGAGCAGCAUAUAUGUAAAUAUGACUACUUCCUUUUCUGUGUGGACUAAGUUUAAUUUUAUGUUCACGCUGAAGAGUUUUCAAGCUUGCAUUGUAUGUUCUCCUUUCAAACAGCUUGCCCAAUUAUGUGGGACCUGCACCAGCCACUGGCUGUUUACUGAUGGUCUUAAUUAAACUCCAAAAGGUUGCAUUAGCUAUGACGCUAAUAAUGACUGUGCUGAUGUAAUUGGCUUCUCCCGAUUGUUUUCCUAUGACUGGCUGCUAAAAGCUUCCUAAUGAAAAAUGAACAGAUUUGACAUUUCCCUUGGUUAUCUACACUGUAAGGAUAUAACAUUUUAUUUGAUUAUGAAGAGUAACAGAGUCAUGCAAGCCCUAGGCAACCAUUCUCCCUCUCUCUCCUUAUCAUUUGUGUGUACUGAAUUAUUUCUGUAACAUGUAGAUACUCUGUGACUGAAGAGAGACAGCUGGAGUGAGCAAUCAAAUCUUUAGGAGUGCAGUGAAUGACUCAGGUAUUGUAUAUUGAUGAGAAGAAGAGUCUGCCUUGAGCGAGUGGCUUAAUAAUUUGUACGCUGCAACUCUGAUCUAAGGGGAUACCCAAAUAGAAGCACUUUCUCAGAGGGCUAGAAUUUCAUUGGUGAGUGCGAUAGAUCACAUGAGGAUUCUGGCACUCUCUCUACAUGGCAGAGUGGAAGCUAGCAUGCCAGAAGCCACUGAACUGAUAGUAUCAGCAUUAGCUAAGGAGACAGUCCUAGACUGAUGUGAGAGUAAGAGGGGACUGUAUGAGCCCUGGCUGACUGAGGGCAAUGCAAAAGAGCUCAGGAAUAACUCCUGAAUGUUGCUGGAGGUGACAAUUUUCUUUUAAUCCAAAGGGUCUACAGGACAGAGAUUGAAAAUGCCUAAGGAUUGUAAUGUUUUUCAAACUCUAAUAGCAGCUCUUUGCUGCUUUUAUCACCGUAAAUCCAUUAUUGGAGUUAAGUUUUCUAAAGAGAGGCAGGUUAUGGACAGCACCCCGGAAAAACUGAAGAAGGAGUUAGAGGAAGAGCUACAGUUAAGUAGUGAAGACUUACGUAGCCAUGCUUGGUACCAUGGCCGCAUUCCUCGGCAGGUGGCAGAAAGCCUAGUUCAGAGAGAUGGAGAUUUCCUGAUUAGGGACUCUCUCUCCAGUCCUGGAAACUUUGUUCUUACCUGUCAAUGGAAAAACAUCUCUCAACAUUUCAAAAUCAACCGAACAAUCCUCAGACUCAAUGAAGCCUAUUGCCGUGUUCAGUAUCAGUUUGAACUUGAAAGUUUCGACAGCAUCCCUGGACUCGUGAGAUGUUACGUGGGGAACCGCAGGCCAGUAUCAAAGCAGAGUGGAGCCAUUAUUUUUCAGCCUAUCAACAGGACUGUGCCACUGAGGUGUCUAGAGGAAAAGUACGGUGUGUCUCCCGUUCGACAAAGAGAAUGCAAUAUCACUGAAGGCAAAACAGAGAUUGCAAGAAGACUGAGCCUCAGUAUAUGCAGCGUGCAGCCCCAGGAGCACAGCUUAACCAGAGGAAAUCUUUUAAGAAAUAAAGAAAAAAGUGGUAGCCAGCCAGCUAGUUUGGAUCAUGUCCAGGAGAAAAGAUUCCAUCUAAAGACUCAUCAGUCAGAAAGCUACCUGCCAGCAGGUUUGAGGCAUCCAUUUCAGUUACCUGAAGUAGAUACAAAUCCACGUUCAAAUUCCCCCACGUUUAGAACAGGCAGUGAACCCACUCUAAGCCCCACUGUAGGUCAGAGGGUUGCCUCUGAGUUGCCAGUAGGAGAAGCUCUUAGAGGAUCAGACAGUCAGCUCUGUCCCAAGCCUCCACCUAAACCCAACAAAGUGCCCUUUCUGAGGCAACCUCAGUCUCCUUUAGCUUGGCACAGUUCAGAGGCGCACUACUGUGAAUUAAACCCUGCCACUUCCAUAGACUGUGAAGCAACACAGCAACCUCUGUCUCAGAAGAGCAGUUAUGUGGAACAUCUGAUAGCUAAAGAGAAUGGAUUGCUCUCAUUCAGGAACUCUGAAGAAAGUUAUCUGAUCCAUGAGGAUGAUGCCUUAUUGAGCUCAAUGGAUCCAUUAGCACUCCGGACUGAAAUGGCUGAAGAGGCCAGCGUGUUUGUGGCACCUGUUCUUGAGACAGAAUCUAGUUUUAAACCAAAUGAUUUUGAAUCCAAACUUCUUCCUCCUGAAAACAAGCCACUGGAAACACCUAUGUUAAAAAAAGUUAAGGAGCUAUUCACCAACAGUAAUCCAAAAAUUAUUGCCCAGCAUAUGCUUAGAAUGGACUGCAAGGUUGCUAGGAUACUGGAGGUCUCUGAAGAGCUGAGGCGGAGCAUGGGAGUGAGCUCAGGGCUGGAAUUCAUUACAUUGCCCUAUGGACACCAACUGCGCUUGGACAUAAUUGAAAGACACAACACCAUGGCAAUAGGCAUAGCUGUGGAUAUUUUGGGCUGCACAGGAAACUUAGAAGAGAGGGCAGCAACAUUAAACAGGAUCAUCCAGGUAGCAGUGGAACUGAAAGACUCCCUGGGGGACUUAUACGCAUUCUCUGCUGUCAUGAAAGCACUUGAAAUGCCACAGAUCGCACGGUUAGAACAAACAUGGACCACUUUACGGCACCAUUACACCCAAACCGCCAUUAUGUAUGAAAAGCAGCUGAAGCCAUUCAGUAAAGCUCUGCAGGAAGGAGGAGAGACCAUCUGUGUUCCACAAAACAACAUAACUGUGCCCCUGCUGAUGCCCUGGGUUACCUUGAUGGAGCGACAGUUUGUCAUUUUUGAUGGGCUGGACCUCUGGGAGUACACUGACCAAAGCUGUGAAAUAAUGCUCAAGCAUUUAGCCACAGCCCGUUUUAUAGCACAAAAUGCUGACAUGUACCGAAUGACGGCAGAAAGGAAACUGGAAGGUUUUCAGCCAGAUGAUGAGAUGAGUGAGAUCUUCAAGACAGAAUUUCAAAUGAGAUUGUUGUGGGGCAGCAAAGGAGCACAAGUAAAUCAGAGAGAGAGAUAUGAGAAAUUCAACCAGGUUUUAACAGCACUCUCCCGAAAAUUAGAACCUCCUUCAGUGAAACAGGUAGAGCAAUGAAAUAUCAAAUGGACUCUUAAAAAUGAUUAUUUCACGUGUCCAUUUCCUAUCAUUAAAAUAAACUGCCAAUAUGACACUGUACAAGCUUCAAGCUUUCGCAGAAUCUUUAGGACUUGUAAAUUGCACAAUGCACAGUUAUGAAUUGUUUAAAAACUACUGAUUUAUUUAUUAAUGUACCCAUGUCAUUUUAAUUUCUUGAGUAGAGAAAUUUAAGACAGUCAUAAUGUAUUUGAUUUUAAAGUGUCUUGAUGUGUACUAGCAAUGAAAUAGUUUACUGUAUAUAGAAAAUUAUAGGAUAAUACAAAUUUUAGAAAGUAUCAGUUAUAUGAUAUUCCUUAAAUGAAUAUGAACUUGUACAUAGUUGUGAAUUAAAGUAAAUCUGAAAUAUUGGAUGGUGCGUCACUGUACACUAACUAUAGGAAGAAAUGAUCUGUUAAGGUAAUGUCCUUUUUUGAUACUGUCCGUUGGGAGUUAGACUAUCCUGGAACUGGCAGUGCAUAACAUUGAAAUAGUUGAUUAGGGUACAGUUUGUGCUACUCUUUCACCAACAUGCAUGACAGCCAUGAGCAGAUACCAUUUUUCUCCCAGGAAAUUAGUAUUUAGAAGUUACUCAACUUUGUCGUGCACAAAUUACCAUUCAAGAGUGUACUGGAACCUGUGCAACAGACUAGAACAAAUGAUGCAAAUUGAAAAUGAGGGGCAGACUCUAAGACAAAGGCAUGAGCACAAAUCACUAAGCAACUGAGAUAAUUAAAAUGUUUCAACUUCACCAUCAGCUAGAGGUUUGUGCCUGUUGCUAAGGCUUUCUCCAUCAAAAAGGAAGAAAUGGAUAAGUAAAUAGUAGCUAGAUUUUUGUAUCAAGAACGGCCAUACUGGGUCAGAUCAAAGGUUCAUCUAGCCCAGUCUGAGAGAGAAUAGAAACAGGUACUCAAGUGAUCCCUAUCCUAUUUCCAGCCCUGACAAACAAAGACUAGGGGCAGUCAAUCUUUUUAACCACACGAUCACUUAAGUGCAAUGUAAGACCUACCUCAAGUACCCUUGCCCUGCUUUCUUACUACCCCUUUCCUGAGGCUUCACCCUGUUCAUGGCAUCCCCCUUCCUCACUCACUUUCAGCAGGCUGGGCUGGGGGGUUGAGGUGCAGGCUCUGGUUUUGGGCCAAAAGUGUGGGAGGGGCUCCAGUCUUAGCCUGGAGUGGGGAAUUGGGGCCCAGGUUUCUGGGGUAGGAUAAGGGUUCAGGAAGCAGUUGCUGUCUGGGCACCAUUUAACUGAUAUGGCUGCCGAGUGAUGAA
Pelodiscus sinensis (Chinese soft-shelled turtle) is the source of this 4473-nucleotide messenger RNA. RefSeq names its product BCAR3 adaptor protein, NSP family member (gene BCAR3). NCBI's taxonomy places the organism in Eukaryota, Metazoa, Chordata, Testudines, Trionychidae. Gene Ontology annotation, biological process: small GTPase-mediated signal transduction; positive regulation of peptidyl-serine phosphorylation. The record is from RefSeq and is a predicted model, not a curated record. Gene Ontology annotation, molecular function: phosphotyrosine residue binding; guanyl-nucleotide exchange factor activity.